Messenger RNA from Penicillium lagena, 882 nucleotides. RefSeq names its product putative carbonyl reductase. Lineage: Eukaryota; Fungi; Ascomycota; Eurotiomycetes; Eurotiales; Aspergillaceae. The transcript has 3 exons. The record is from RefSeq and is a predicted model, not a curated record. Gene Ontology annotation, cellular component: intracellular anatomical structure. The coding region runs from base 1 to 882 and encodes 293 amino acids. Gene Ontology annotation, molecular function: oxidoreductase activity, acting on NAD(P)H, oxygen as acceptor.
AUGGCUGCCAACCCGAUUCAGAACGGACUCUUCGUCCACAACAACACUGCCCCGCCGGAGCACCCCAGCCUGAUGAGCAUGUUCUCGCUCAAAGGCAAGACAGCCAUUGUGACCGGCGCAGGUGCCGGAAUCGGUCUGGCGGUCGCUGAGGGUCUGGCAGAGGCCGGUGCCAACGUCGCCAUGUGGUAUAACUCCAACGCCAAGUGCGUGGAACGCGCCGCCGAGAUCGCCUCCAAGUACGGUGUGCAGACCAAGGCUUACCAGGUUCAGGUCACCGACCCCGAGGCCGUCGAGCAGGCCGUCAACCAGGCCGUCAAGGACUUCAAUGGCCGCCUGGAUGUGUUCAUUGCCAACGCCGGUAUUCCCUGGACUGAGGGCCCCAUGGUCGAUGGCCCGCUCGACCACUACCGUAAAGUGGUCGGCAUUGAUCUUGACGGUACCUUCUACUGCGCCAAGGCCGCGGCCGCUCACUGGCGUCGCCAGAAGGAGGAGGGCACCGACGCCAACGGCAACAAGCUGUCCAACUUUACCUACGGCAGCUUCGUCGCCACUGCCUCCAUGAGCGGCCACAUUGUUAACUUCCCUCAGAUGCAGGCUGCUUACAACGCCGCCAAGACCGGUGUUAUCCACCUCUGCAAAUCUCUCUCCGUUGAAUGGGUCCGGUUUGCGCGUGCCAACACUGUCUCCCCUGGCUACAUCGCCACAGAGAUCUCGAACUUCGUGCCGCAGGAGACGAAGAAUAUCUGGCGUGACAAGAUCCCCAUGGGUCGGGAGGGCAUGGCCCACGAGCUGAAGGGCGCCUACCUAUACCUGGCCUCGGAUGCAUCGAGCUACACCACCGGCGCCGACAUUAUCGUCGACGGUGGCUACUGUGCCCCGUAA